AUGAUUUCAGUUCCACCGAAUGGUCCUCCACCUCCGCCGCCCUAUGGUUAUCCACCCCAUCCUGGAGGAUUCGCGUAUAUACCCAUGCCGGCUCCAGUGAUGAUGCCGAUGUACCCGCCGCCUGCACCUGAUCCAACACCGAACCCCACUUACGUCACUAAUUAUUAUUAUCCCCAUGCGCCUCCACCGCCACCUGCUACGACUACGCCGGACCCAGUCAGAGUUGUCGAAGAUUCAAACCCAAUUGAAUGGGUUCAGUCAUCGCCCAACACUGCUUCAACACUCACACAUAGAGCAUUCGUGGCUGGUAGAGAAGGCUGGGAUGGCAGCCCUCUCUGGGUGAUCAGAUCGCAUCAUAGCGGAGAACUGAUCCCCGGGAAACUAGCCAUCAAACACCGAUCGGCUUACAUACCUCACGCGGGAAAAGAAGUCCCUGUCCAUAACUUUGAGGUUCUCUGUGCUCCUGGAAACGUCCUACGUUGGGUACCAGCAUCCAACGGUCAAGUUCCUGUAGGUGCGAUUCCAGCUGGCAACUCUCAUAGCGGAGAACCCUUGUAUAUUGCCAGGGUCAACCACCUGAAAUCUGUUACACCUGGGAAGGUUCAUCCCAGCCACGGAUGUUGCUAUAUCUCCUUUGGAGGCGAAGAAAUCCCCAUGAAGAAUUACGAAGUGCUCUGUAAAAUUGUGUGA
Messenger RNA from Bombyx mandarina (wild silkworm), 690 nucleotides. It is a transcript of the gene FaMeT7, whose product is annotated as putative proline-rich receptor-like protein kinase PERK11-like. The record is from RefSeq and is a predicted model, not a curated record. Lineage: Eukaryota; Metazoa; Arthropoda; Insecta; Lepidoptera; Bombycidae.